GGCGGGCUUUCUGACUUUGUGGCUGUGGUAACUAGUGACGAACCCCCAUUUGGUCCUCGAUUAAACAUUUUUCAAGACAAAUGAACACAAUUUAAAGUUGCAUUUUCUACCUCAACUCUUAAGCCAUGGCAGGGAACUUCUGGCAGAGCUCGCAUUAUCUGCAGUGGGUCCUGGACAAACAGGACCUGAUGAAGGAGCGUCAGAAGGAUAUGAAGUUUAUGAAUGAGGAGGAGUACUGGAAACUGCAGAUCUUCUUUGCCAAUGUCAUCCAGGCCCUGGGGGAACACCUGAAGCUCCGUCAGCAGGUCAUCGCUACGGCAAUCGUCUACUUCAAACGUUUCUAUGCCAGGUACUCCCUGAAGAGUAUAGACCCGGUGCUCAUGGCUCCUACAUGUGUGUUCCUGGCCUCUAAAGUGGAGGAAUUUGGUGUUGUUUCAAACACUCGUCUUAUCUCUGCAGCUACGUCCGUGUUAAAAACCAGAUUUUCCUAUGCCUUCCCAAAGGAGUUCCCUUACAGAAUGAACCAUAUAUUAGAAUGUGAGUUCUAUCUACUGGAGCUCAUGGACUGCUGUUUGAUAGUGUACCACCCCUACAGACCCUUGCUGCAGUAUGUGCAGGACAUGGGGCAGGAGGACAUGCUACUGCCGUUGGCCUGGAGAAUAGUGAAUGACACGUAUAGGACAGACCUCUGUCUGCUCUACCCUCCCUUCAUGAUCGCUCUAGCCUGUCUGCAUGUUGCCUGUGUGGUGCAGCAGAAGGACGCCAGGCAGUGGUUCGCUGAGCUCUCUGUAGACAUGGAGAAGAUUCUGGAGAUCAUCCGAGUCAUCCUGAAGCUUUAUGACCAGUGGAAGAACUUUGACGAAAGGAAGGAGAUGGCUGCUGUGAUUAACAAGAUGCCUAAACCCAAGCCUCCACCCAACAGUGAGAAUGACCAGAGCUCUAAUGGGAACCAGAACAACUCCUACAGCCAGUCAUAGGCAAUGGGAUAGUAUCCAUGGACAGGGUGCAGGGGGAAAACUUAUGUUGCACAAUACCGUGGUGUGACAUCAGAGACUAAUCAUAUGUAUUUCAGCUGAUCAAAUAGCAGAAGAAACAGGGUACCAAAAAAGCCCAAACCCUCUUUUCUGAUAUGGUUAUCCCAACCAGAAGACCAAGUAUGCACACGCUCAAUCCGCCUCUGCUCAUACGAUAACUCAUCAAAGAGAUGACCACAGGAAUGCUGGCAUCAGUCAAUCGGUGCCAGCAGUCAUGUGUUGCCACGAUACUCCAUCUCUCAACAGUUAACCUUAUGGACCUAAACCAAACUGCAAGAAACAGGAGGAUGUAGGGAGGGACGGGGGGACUUUGAGUUGUGAUAAUCCUGACUUCCUUGAACUCUCUCAGGGAUCAGUCAUGUAAUAUGGAGCUCCGUGGGACCAGAGAAAACUUGACCAUUAGUGAGUGUGUGUGAUUGAGUGGCCCAUUUGGUAGUGGCUUCAUUCCUCAGGGAGAAUAGUAGUCCUUUAUACUGGUAUCUGUAAGAUGAUUAUGCCCUGUACUGUUUUAGAUGCGAUCUGAUAGGAUGUAAGGCUGUUGGAUUGUUACCCGAUUGGAUGUCCUGCAAUCUGAGGUCUACAUUGAUUGAUUGGUUGCAGAGCUUAGCAGGGGAAGUCACGGGCGAGAAUGUAAUUUCCAGGGGUACACACUAGAUUAAAAUGUCUUCAUUUACUGUUAUAUCUCCUGCCCAGCCCAUCUCCAGCCUUUGCAAAUAGCCUUACUCAUACCUUUAUUCCUUUGUUUAAUCUUUUGUGUUUUGCUUGAUUGAGCAAAUUUGCAUGGGUAGAAAUCAUGAACUGUAUUAGCUAAUAGUCUGCUUCAAGUAAAAGUGCUCAAAUGUGUUUACUAUCAUGAAUAAAAAAAGAUGGAGCAUAUUGUGUAAGGACCACAUUUAUUUGUUGUUGGUGGGGAGGGAAGGUGGAAUUUUAGCUGCGUGUUCUUUAUUGCAUAUUGAAUCAGUCCUCAACAAGCCAGGGUCCAAUGUUGUUUUCUGUCUGCACCUGCCAUGUAUUUCAUCAAAUUGAAGUGUCACAAUACCUUUGUGCAUAUUUACUUGUAGAUAUCGAUAUAUUGUCUGUGCCGUAAAUAAUACAGUGGGAGUGAUGUGUGUGGGGUUGAGUUUAUGUCUGUGUUUGUGUGUGUCCAGAACCGGUGCUUGAAUGCCUUACAAAAUAAAGCUGCUUGUCAAGAGACUUUAGAGCACA
Molecule: messenger RNA, 2240 nt
Organism: Coregonus clupeaformis (lake whitefish)
Lineage: Eukaryota; Metazoa; Chordata; Actinopteri; Salmoniformes; Salmonidae
Gene: ccnc
Product: cyclin C
Exons: 12
Coding region: 126-977 (283 amino acids)
Biological process (GO): positive regulation of transcription by RNA polymerase II
Cellular component (GO): nucleus; mediator complex
Molecular function (GO): cyclin-dependent protein serine/threonine kinase regulator activity
Source: RefSeq, a predicted model, not a curated record